AUGGAGAGCUCCGAUUGCGAUAUUACUGUGGAACCAGAAGGGAUUGCUGGACCUCGAGAAUGCUCGUAUCAUUCCGAAAGUCCGAUUGACAAGUGUAACUUGACGGGCAGGUGGUUGUACCAUGAUGAGAAGGUCAACACAGCGUGCAGUCGGUUCUUCGAGCCCGUAAAGAGAGGAGAUUACAAGAACAUAUUUUGUUAUGUGUGUAACACUGACAAUAUAUGGUCUUGGCUUAUGAUCGAGACGUUGGGAAAGGAUCCAGCCGGACUUCCUCUGACAGCACUUCUUGAUUUUGACGACAGUGACAUCCCUAAAAUGGAAUCUCAACAAGAAUGUCCAAACGAACAUUUUUUUGACUCAUAUAAUAGUAUCUGUCGCCAGAUCCUGUGCCCAUUAGGUAAAGUAUUCAAAGACGAGGAAUGCAAAAGUCUUAUUGCGGACUUCAUUUAUGGUUAUUACAUCAUAUGCAUGGACGUAACAAUGCAAAUACCUCUGUCGAAGACAAGCAAGAUAACACCGUACAUAUUCCGGGCCAUUGAUGAACUGAAGAGAGAUAUCAUAUCCAGAUUCAAUUUGUCCUACGCCAUUAAGAAGGCACACGCUGUCCACAUUGAAUGCAUUAACGACACAGUGACUGUAGCUUACACGAUGCAGCUUCGUGUAUACUCUUCUAACGCUCUCAGGGAUGAUCUGGAAAAGAACCUGUCAGAUUACUUCCGCAAAAACUUGUUUUCAGAAGUAUACUUCGUUGAUAAUCAAACUGUCGAAUUUUCCAUCAAUGACAAUACGUGUUCCACGUGGUACUCUGCUUCUGUUAUUAAUUUCGUAAUGUGCAAUGGACGGUUAAUGCUAUUUGGCUCCAUGGAAGAUGGACAGCCCGACUUCAUCAGACACUACGCUGAUCUGAUGGUCAAUGACAUGCUGUGGUGUGCACAAGUUGAACUCAACUCGACAGAGUACUCAGUGGAAGACAAUUCUAGCAUCAUUGUGAUUGAGGCAACAAAUAGAACACUGACACAGAGCGAAUAUCAACUCACUGACAGCGGAACAGUAAAAGCAUGUCUGUUCGACUUCCAGAGGAAUCAGACUGUGCUGCCUCCCAACAUAUCUUCGACGAUUAGUGGUUUACUGUCCAUGAUUUGCACGAGUAUUUCUUUAGCCUUUUUGAUUAUUUCUGUGAUGGUGUAUAUUGUCAUACCUGAUCUGAGAACAGAUGUAAGCAGAAACAACAUUUGUUUAGCUUUGAAUCUUAUAGCAGCUCAGACAUUUUUCAUCUCUCCUAGUAUUAUUGUCACCAUAACAGCUCUUUCCAAUUACUUUAUGUCUGGUUUCUCAGGUUACGGUCAUGGUAUCUGUUACUUGUCCAACGCUAGUUCUCGCGUAUACGGCUUAGCUAUUCCCGUUGGUAUCUUAGUGUGCGCCAAUAUCGUGUUAUUUAUCUACACCAUCAUCACGAUCUGCAGACUGCCCAAACUGAAGAGCACGUCCAACAAUAAGGUGAGCAUGAUUAUGUGUGUCAACCUGUCGACCAUCACUGGUGCAGCAUGGGUAUUUGGUUAUGCGUACGAAGCGACCGGUUUCAUUGGCUUUGCUUAUGCGUUUUCGGUAUUUCUGGGGUCAAUUGGGUUGUUCCUGUUCAUGUCAUUCUUCGCAAAUAAAUUUAAAGAAAGUCUGCGUGAAAAUGUGCUGUGCACGUGCUGCACGUGCUGCACUAAAUCGGUCACUAGUGAAGUACCCUUACCUGCAGAUAAUACAGCAGUGACUAGGUCUAGUGAUAGCUCAGACUUAACCAAACAGUAA
Molecule: messenger RNA, 1800 nt
Organism: Gigantopelta aegis
Lineage: Eukaryota; Metazoa; Mollusca; Gastropoda; Neomphalida; Peltospiridae
Exons: 3
Coding region: 1-1800 (599 amino acids)
Source: RefSeq, a predicted model, not a curated record